GGCGAUAUGCAUUCGAUUCAUCAGCUGAUUGUAUUCAGACAGAUUUCUACUUGCUAUUAUUGUUGUUUAUAAAAAAAUGACACUUGAUAUUGUUUAUACAAUUUAAGCAUCGAGUAAUACGUAAUCGUGUAAUACGAGGAUAUUUCAAGAUGGAGCCGCAGGAUAUUUAUUACAACAAAGCCGAAUACGUUGAAACGGCCUCCGGAAAUAAGGUGAGCAGGCUUACUGUGCUAUGCGGCUCGCAGAACAUUGUACUGCAUGGAAAGGUAAUAGUACAGUCCGAUGCUAUCAUUAGAGGCGAUCUGGCUAAUGUCAGGACAGGUCGCUAUUGUAUCAUUAGCAAGAAUGCUGUCAUUCGACCACCUUUCAAGAAAUUCAGCAGAGGGGUUGCCUUUUUCCCUCUAACAAUGGGAAAUCAUGUGUUUGUGGGAGAGCGGGCUGUUGUGAAUGCAGCACUGGUUGGUUCUUAUGUUUACAUUGGGAAGAAUGCUAUAAUUGGGAGGCGAUCAGUUCUAAAAGAUUGCUGCUACAUUGAGGAUGAUGCAGUUGUGCCACCUGAGACUAUCGUGCCAUCGUUCACUCGUUUUGCCGGCAGUCCGGCAACAUGUGUUGAAGAAUUGCCCGAGUGCACGUUGGAUCUCAUGGUAGAUUUUACGAAAAAUUAUUACGAGCAUUUCUUACCGGCGCGCGUUUAACGCUCGCAUAUUUAUAUAAGUAGCUUACAAUUUUGAAAUGCAUUAUGUUUUUGUAUUCUGCAUUCAAAAUGAAAUUAAUAUAUAAUCAAGUGUUAGAUACGCGCGAAAGGGAAAAAUUAAGAAAAA
Molecule: messenger RNA, 821 nt
Organism: Pogonomyrmex barbatus (red harvester ant)
Lineage: Eukaryota; Metazoa; Arthropoda; Insecta; Hymenoptera; Formicidae
Product: Dynactin 5, p25 subunit
Cellular component (GO): dynactin complex
Source: RefSeq, a predicted model, not a curated record